GGCCAUUUUGUGUUAACCUCGUUGGCCACACGUAGGCGAGCCGAAAGUUUUUACAAUAUUCAGCUCCCGCAGGCCCCAGAAACAUUAAUAAAGCCAACUGCCAGUGUCGGUGCGUAAACAUUCAAUUGAGCAAACAUGGCGCGUUAUACCCAACGUCCGGAAAAUGCUCUUAAAAGAGCUAAUGAGUUUAUUGAGGUGGGCAAGCCCUUGCGGGCUCUGGAUACCCUUCAAGAAGUGUUCCGCAACAAAAGGUGGAACUAUGCCUACUCGGAGACUAUCAUUGAGCCGCUCAUGUUCAAGUACCUGUUCUUGUGCGUGGAGCUCAAGAAGUCGCACAUUGCCAAGGAGGGUCUCUUCCAGUACCGCAAUAUGUUCCAGCUGGUCAACGUAAACUCGCUGGAGAAUGUCAUCCGCGGCUACCUGAAAAUGGCCGAGGAGCACACCGAGGCUGCCCAGGCGCAGUCCUCCGCGGCUGUGGCUGUGCUGGAGCUGGACGACUUGGACAACAUCGCCACUCCCGAGAGCAUCCUGAUGAGCGCAGUGUGCGGGGAAGAUGCCCAGGACCGGUCCGACCGGACCAUUCUCUUGCCCUGGGUGAAGUUCCUCUGGGAGUCGUAUUGCCAGUGCCUGGAGCUGCUGCGUGUGAACACCCAUUGCGAGGCUCUGUACCACGACAUAGCCCGCAUGGCCUUCCAGUUCUGCUUGAAAUACAAUCGCAAGAGCGAGUUCCGUCGCCUGUGCGACAAGCUGCGCAAGCAUCUUGAGGACAUCUGCAAGAGCAGCAACCAAACCACUGGCGUCUCGAUCAACAAAGUGGAGACGCAGCAACUCUGCCUGGACACCAGGCUGUAUCUGCUCGACUCCGCCAUCCAGAUGGAGCUGUGGCAGGAGGCCUACAAGGCCAUCGAGGACAUUCACGGCCUUAUGGCCCUCUCCAAGAAGACCCCCGUGCCUAAGACGAUGGCCAACUAUUACCAGAAGCUUGCGAUGGUCUUCAGCAAGGCAGGCAAUCAGCUCUUCCAUGCCGCCGCCCUGCUCAAGCUCUUCCAGCUGACGCGCGAGCUGAAGAAGAAUCUGACUAAGGACGACUUGCAGCGCAUGGCUGCACACGUUCUCCUGGCCACUCUUUCGAUCCCUCUGCCGUCGGCCCAUCCGGAAUUCGACAGGUUCAUUGAGGCGGACAAGAGCCCGCUCGAGAAGGCCCAAAAGCUGGCCGUCCUCCUUGGCCUGCCACAGCCGCCCACUCGUGUCUCUCUCAUCCGGGAGGUGGUGCGCUUAAAUGUGCCGCAACUCGUCUCCGAAGACUUCCGCAACUUGUACAACUGGUUGGAGGUGGACUUCAACCCUCUGAAUCUCUGCAAGAGGAUCCAGUCUAUUGUGGACAUCAUCGAGACAGGCCCCUCGGAGACCAAUCUGCUCAGCCCGUACAUUCAGUCGCUGAAGGACGUGACCAUCAUGCGCCUGAUCCGCCAGAUCUCGCAGGUGUACGAGAGCAUCGAGUUCAAGCGCCUGCUGGAGCUGGCCACCUUCUGCAACAUCUUCGAGCUGGAGAAGCUGCUGGUCGAGUCGGUGCGGCACAACGAUAUGCAGAUUCGCAUCGAUCAUCAGAAGAACAGCAUCUACUUUGGCACCGACCUCACCGAGAGUCAGCGCGAGUACCGACCUGACGGACCGGCCCUGCAGUCGAUGCCCUCCGAGCAGAUUCGCUCCCAGCUGGUGAACAUGUCCACCGUGCUGACCCGAGCCGUGUCUAUUGUCUAUCCGAAUCGCGAGCGGGACCAGCGGGCCAAGCUGCGCACCCAGAUGGUGCACCACUACCACGAGAUCAAGGAUCGCGAGCACCAGCGCAUUCUGCAGAGGCAGAAGAUCAUCGAGGACCGCAAGGAGUACAUCGAGAAGCAGAACAACGCACGCGAGGAGGAGGAGGCGCGCCGCCAGGAAGAUGAGUCCCGCAAGGCCAAGCUGGCCGAGCAGAAACGCCUAGAGCUGGAGCAGGAGGAGCGCGAGCGCAAGCGCCACCAGAACGAGAUUCAGGCAAUUAAAGAGAAGAGUCUCAAGGAGAAGGUCCAGCAAAUAUCGCAGACCGCCCACGGCAAGAAAAUGCUCUCCAAGCUGGACGAGGAGGGCAUCAAGAAGCUCGACGCCGAGCAGAUCGCGAAGCGCGAGAGCGAGGAGCUUCAGCGCGAGGCCAAAGAGCUGCAGUCGAAGCUCAAGUCGCAGGAGAAGAAGAUCGACUACUAUGAGCGCGCCAAGCGCCUGGAAGAGAUCCCGCUCUUCGAGAAGUAUUUGGCUGAGAAGCAGGUUAAGGACAAGGAGUUCUGGGAAGCCACCGAGAAGACACGCAUCGAGAAUGCCAUUGCUGAGCGCAAGGAUGCUGUCAGCCAGCAGGAGCGCCUCAAGCGCAUGUAUCCCGACCGUGAUGAGUUCCUUGAGGGUCUCAAGAAGGAGCGCGCCUCCCUUUACGUGGAGAAGCUCAAGAAGUUCGAGAUUGCCCUGGAAGCGGAGCGCAAGAAGCGCUUGGCCGACCGCGUCAUCCGUCGGCGGGAGGAGAGGCGUCAGGCCUUCCUUCGCGAAAAGGAAGAGGAACGUCUUCGCAAGGAAGAGGAGAUCCGCCUGGCGCAGGCCGCCGAAGAGCGUGCCGCUGCCGAGGCACGUCGUCUCGAGCGCGAGGCCGAGGAUGAGAAGCGCCGCGCACAGUACGAGAAACAGCGAGCCAAGGAGGAAGAGGCCGACCGUAAAAUUAAGGAAGAUCGCGACCGCUUGGCUCGUGAGGUGGCCGUCGAGCGCGAGCGCAGUGACAAAGAGCGUGACACCUGGCGUCCACGUGGCGGCGACAGGCCCAGCGCAGCGGCAGCUACAGGCGGAGGAGGAGCCGGAGAGUGGCGUCGUGCUGCGGCCCCAACAGGUGACCGCAACGAGCGUGGAGGAGAGCGCAAUGAGCGUGGAGGAGAGCGCGUUGAGCGUGGAGGAGAGCGCAUUGAGCGUGGAGGAGAACGCAUUGAGCGUGGAGGAGAACGCAUGGAGCGUGGAGACCGCAUGGAGCGUGGAGGAGACCGCAUGGAGCGCGGGGGCGAGCGUGGUGCAGAUCGCGAUCGUGAACGCAAGGACAACGAGGGUGCCGACUCCUCGUGGCGUGUGCGACGCGAGCCAGAUUCCCAGCGUGGUGCUGGCGUCAAGGAUGCCAGCAGCAGCAGUGCUGCCCCACCAUCUCGGGACGAUAAGUGGCGUCGAGGCGGAGACCGCGAUCGCGAACGCGAUCGUGACUUCCGCAACGAUGGACCACCACGCCGCGAAAGAGAUGACAGAGAUGAUCGCGACCGUGGAGGUUUCCGUCGCAACGAUGGACCACGCCGCAAUGAUGAUGCUGCACCGCGCGAGACCGGUGGAAAUUGGCGCGACGCUGCUCCCCGACAGAGUGAUCGUGAUAAUCGACGCCCUGCUGGCGACAGACGCGACCGCGAGGUGCGUGGCGAUUUGCGCGGCCCAGAAUCCCGCGGACCCAAGGAAGGCGGACCCAGCGCUGGUGUUGGUGGUGGUGGUGGUGGUGCUGCUGCUGCUGGUGGCGGAGGAGGUGGUGGUGGCAAUUGGCGCACUGCACCCGGCCCACGCGAUGAGCCUGCACCCAAACGCGAUCCGCCUCAGGACAAGGAAAACAAGGCCGUUGAUGAUGGCGAAUGGACUAGUGUGAAGCGUCGUUAAAUUAUCCUCGAGUUGAAUCGACUCACAUAUAUUUGUAGUUAUCCCCGCAUUUUCGUCUAUACAAAACAUACUAACACAAACAUGUUUUUCUGAUUUUAUACUACUUGUACGUUGUCAGAAGAAGCAGAAGGCGCUAUUCACCUAAAUAUAUAAAAGCUUGUGCCAGAUAAAACGCCAGGCAAUUUGUCUGCAUCAUUAAAGAAAAGUGAAAAUAAAAUAAACAUGUUCCAACCUAA
Molecule: messenger RNA, 3935 nt
Organism: Drosophila obscura
Lineage: Eukaryota; Metazoa; Arthropoda; Insecta; Diptera; Drosophilidae
Gene: eIF3a
Product: eukaryotic translation initiation factor 3 subunit A
Exons: 4
Coding region: 136-3699 (1187 amino acids)
Biological process (GO): translation reinitiation; formation of cytoplasmic translation initiation complex
Cellular component (GO): eukaryotic translation initiation factor 3 complex, eIF3m; eukaryotic translation initiation factor 3 complex, eIF3e; multi-eIF complex
Molecular function (GO): mRNA binding; translation initiation factor activity
Source: RefSeq, a predicted model, not a curated record